AUGUCAACACAACGCAUCUGGACGACGGACGGUAGUCAACAGGCGGACUAUGUACAUGAUGCCGAGAAAAGCCCCUCGAAUAAUAACAAAAGUAAUCACCACCAUCCGCCGGAUGGUAAUCCCUACCUAAUCGGUAUCCAAUCGAGAUUCCGUCGGAGGUACUAUCACAAAUCGAUACUGUUGCUGUUGCUGCUUAUCAUCCUCAUCCUGAUGAUCGUUAUCAUAGUAAUUGCCUGUUUGCUUCACUUCCCACCGGAUAUCUGCCACACAGCGGAGUGCUUACGGUCCGCUGCCGCCCUGAAACAGAGCAUGGAUGACACGGUGAACCCUUGCGAUGACUUCUAUCAGUACACCUGUGGCAACUGGGAGGAAGAACACCCCCGACCGGACACGUACACCAGCUUCGAUUGGUUUAGCGAGCGGCAGGCGAAAAUCCUACGCAACAUCCGUCAGUAUCUGCAGGCGAACAGCACCGCGUUUGAUCCGAAACCGGUUGUUCAGGCGCGGGCCAUGUACAGGGGCUGUAUGAACCUAACCGCCAUGGAUCGACUUGGCUAUGGGCCGGUAUUUAGGUACCUCAAGCAGUUCUACCUUUCACCGUACCCGUCAGUGCUGAACGUGACGGAACCACUGUCCGAGAGCCAUGAGUUCGAUUGGGUUCGUUCGUUGGCAAAGAUCAAGCAGCUGCUCGGGAUGGACGUUUUCAUAGGGCUCGACGUAUAUCCGGACCCACGCCACAGGGACCACAAUCGGUUGGUGUUGGGUACGCCCGAGACAGGCUCGGAUCUUCCGUUCAACACCGAUAUCCUAAAACAUAUGCGUCGUCAUGGGAGGACUCGAAGGAAGCUAACAGUGAGUGCAGACGAAACCGAUCAGGAAGAAGAGGACCGGGAGGAGGAUAACUUUCCUAAAGAUUCUGCAUCAUUAGUCGCCUAUAAGCGGUUCAUGGUCGGGGUCAUGAAGAUUCUGGUGAACGACACCGAUCCGACGAUAAAGGUGGACUACUUUAACGCCAGCUUUGAAAAAGCGGCAUCAAUAAUUGUGCAAUUUUCGGACACUAUUACAAAGUUCAACCGAGAGGCGGAAAAUGCAUCCAAGAGUACCAACGUGGAGGAUCGGCUAAAUCUGCAGGACAUCGUGUACUAUACGGCGUCGGAGCUACAAAACAUCACCGACACCCAUAUCGCCCCGAAGGACCCCUUGCCCAUAUGGGAGAAACUGCUGAACGGCAUGUUCGAGGGAAUUCCUGAGGCACAGCUAAACUUGCACGAGGAAAUGGUACUCACCAGCAAUGCCGAUAUUCUCUACUUGAAACUGCUGGUCGAGUAUCUCUCCGUGACGCCGCUCGCCCACGUCGAGCUGUACAUCUGGUGGACGGUGGUGGAAGAGCUGAUCCUGCACACCACGAUGGAGGUACGGCGGCUACACUACACCUACUACCAAACACUAGGCAUUGGCGAUGGAUUCAGCUCGCGAACGCUCUACUGCACCGGCACCGUCAACAGCCUGCUCGGGAUGGCCGUCAGCUACGCCAUUUCGCACGACAACUUCACACAACACACGAAACCACGGGUUCAGGAUAUGCUCCGCUACAUACGCACUGCCUUCGAGGGACUCGUCCGCGACACGACCUGGAUGGACUGGCCGACGAAGCAGUCUACGCUGCGGAAGUCUGAAGCGAUGCGCAGUUUGAUCGGGUUCCCCGAGUGGAUUCUGGACCAGCAACGUUUGGAGCAGCACUACAACGGGUUAAAAGUUAACGAAAGCACCCACCUGGAAAACAUGAUGGAGGAAGUUCAGCGGAAAAACAUCAUCAAGCUGCGCCGCUGGCGCCACAAACAUGAGCUCGACUGGGACACGCUGCCCACCAACGUGAACGCAUUCCAUACGUUCCAGGAAAACGCCAUCACCAUCCCGAUAGCGAUCCUUCAGUAUCCUUUCUAUCAUCUUGGCCUGGAGGCUCUGAAUUAUGGCGCCAUUGGAACCGUUCUCGGGCAUGAGCUAACCCACGGCUUCGACGAUAGUGGCCGGCAGUUUGAUGAAAACGGAAACCUGAAGCAAUGGUGGACAACCAAAACCAUACAGGAGUAUGUCAACCGGUCCAUGUGCUUCGUGAACCAGUACAAUCGAUACUACAUACCGGAAGCGGACGAUUAUAUCGAUGGGCUUUUAACGCUGGGAGAAAAUAUUGCUGACAACGGGGGAGUACGGGAAGCGUUCCGGGCGUACCAGCUGUACGUGAAAAACUCCGGUAAAGAGGCACUGCUGCCAGGAUUCGAAGGUUACACACACGAACAGCUCUUUUUCAUAUCCUACGGCCAUAUAUGGUGCGAAUCGCAUACGCGUGCUGCCGCAAAGGCUUAUCUCGACGAUACGCACUGUCCCGGUAAAUUUCGGUUGAAGGGAGUACUGACAAAUUCGCCCGAGUUUAGCCAAACAUUUGGCUGUAAGCUCGGUAUGGAAAUGAACCCGAAGAAGGAUAAAUGCCGCAUAUGGUGAAGGGACCUUUUUUUGGUUCCCUGGAAGAUUUUA
Messenger RNA from Anopheles coustani, 2532 nucleotides. RefSeq names its product neprilysin-11 (gene Nep5). The record is from RefSeq and is a predicted model, not a curated record. Gene Ontology annotation, cellular component: plasma membrane. Gene Ontology annotation, molecular function: metalloendopeptidase activity. The transcript has 11 exons. Gene Ontology annotation, biological process: protein processing. NCBI's taxonomy places the organism in Eukaryota, Metazoa, Arthropoda, Insecta, Diptera, Culicidae. Bases 1 to 2499 code for a protein of 832 amino acids.